Molecule: messenger RNA, 361 nt
Organism: Astrephomene gubernaculifera
Lineage: Eukaryota; Viridiplantae; Chlorophyta; Chlorophyceae; Chlamydomonadales; Astrephomenaceae
Source: the annotation of a GenBank genome assembly
GCCUGCCAAGGCCAAGCUGUUGGAGCUGCGGCUGCAGCGGGAUGCGGAGCGCGAGGCGCAGCGGCGGGUGAUUGCGGUGCAGCGAGAGCAGCGGCGGGCGGUGGCGGAGCGCAGGAACCACGAGGCGGCACUGGCGCUCAAGCAGCGGGCGGCGGAGAGGCAGCGGGAAACGGAGCGGCAGCUAGCCGAGCAGCGCGCGGAGGUCGAGGCCAAGCAGCUCAAGGCGCAGCAGCUGGCGGCGCAGAUCAAGAGCAGGGAGGAGGCCCGGCGGCGGGAGGCUGAGGAGGCGGCGCAGCACAUCUCGGCGCACCGGGAGCACCUGCGGGCGGUGCGGCCGCGGGUCAACAAGGAGCAGCUGGGG